Darwinula stevensoni is the source of this 612-nucleotide messenger RNA. NCBI's taxonomy places the organism in Eukaryota, Metazoa, Arthropoda, Ostracoda, Podocopida, Darwinulidae. The record is from the annotation of a GenBank genome assembly.
AUGAGAAACUACAAGAACAUCGUCAUCCCUAAGGGCGCUGUGAUACAGAUACCUCUUUAUGCUCUUCAUCGUGAACCAGACCCAUUCCCGGACCCUGAAGAAUGGAAACCUGAACGAUUUCUGAAAGGGAACGAAACGCACGAUCCCUAUGCAUAUCUUCCCUUCGGUAGCGGUCCACGGAUAUGCAUUGGACAGAGGCUCUCGCUGGAGAUCGUACAUUACGCCAUGCUACACAUUUUGAGGGAGAUGGAGAUAGUGAAAACGCCGGAGACCCCAGAGAAGCCGGGGAAAGACAGAGAAAUGAGCCUCCGGCUGCCAUGGGGUCAAAAGGUAGAUGCAGUUGCUGGCCCACUACCUAUUGUAGGAGGAAGGCCACCAGCUCAAGGAGAGCUCGUCGCAUUCCAACAGCUCAGGGUGGAGCAUGGCUUUAUGGAGGAAUGCAUCCACAGGAAAUCCAUAAAAUCGGGCAAACAACCGGUCUGGUUUACGGAUAAAAUCAAAGCUCUCAUCAGGGAUAAAAAGAGGAAAUGGGAUGCGUACAAGCGGACUGGAGAUAAAACGGACUCUGAGGAAUAUAAGGAGGAUCACACGGAAGUUGAAGCGGGAAAUUAG